ACAAAGUUUAUACACAACCCCAAAAAAACCCUUUCCAUUAUUCUUUGCUUAACUCCUAACCCUCCAUGUCUGUCUUCCCUGAACCAACAGUCGAGGCAUAUCAACCUCACAGUCCUCACAGUCACAAUUAUCAAGAGACAACGUCCACCUCCAGCCACCACCGCGGAAGUAAUCCCCGCCAGAUAACCACCGCUCACGGCAAUGAAGAGUUUAAGCUCGAGAAUAUACCUCCAAUUUACAUAAUACUAUUUUUUUCUGUUCUCAUGGUGGCAGUUCUUACCGUCUUCGGGAUGACAACACAUGGUCGUUCACAGAAAAUCAAAAAGUUGAGGUAUUAUUUUGAAGCACCAACAUUCCUCAUCGAAUCAGCCAAAGUUUAUCCUUUUGAUAUCUCUUCAUCUAAUAUAACAGCAAAUUGGAAUAUCAUUGUCUACAUGGGCUACCCUGAUACUGAUUCUUUUGUUGAGCAAGGAUUCUAUUACCAAAAUAUGGAGGCUUCUGUUCUGUUGAAAAAUGAGACUGUUUAUUCUAAAAAGAUAGGAAAUAUAUAUAAGGAGUAUGAGAGGGGGGGUGAUUUUAAGAUGGUGGAUGUGUUUCUUGAAUCCUCGUUAGCAAGUAUAAACCAGACUGUAGCAGAGGCUGUUAUGGCGGAGAAGAGAGAAAAUGGAGUCGUGACCUUCUCUUUCGAGUUGAAUUGUAGUGGGACAAACUAUCCUGCAUACAUUGAUACAAGAAACAGAAGGAAGAUGACGGUGUUAUGUAAGGAUUUGAAGAUUAGGUUUUUGGCUAAUACUAAUGCUAAAGCUGGAGCUUUGGUAAAUCCAUAUGGACCAAUUCCCUGUGAUGUCUUUGUCUUCCUUUGAAUUCAAGAACUGUUAUUAAUUUCGUGAUUUUGUCAAUUUAAUUUGCAAGAUUGUUAAUAAGUUUGAAUUUAUUUUGCUUUUAAAUAUGGAGAAUUAUGUCCUUGAUUAGCUUUUUAAUUAUAUAUGUUAUUUUUUAUUUAUAUUUUUUUUUACAAACCACUUGUAUCCGGACCCUAUUACCAAACCGACUAAAUCCAGAUUGGGACUUUAUUUUUUAA
This is a messenger RNA of Jatropha curcas, 1081 nucleotides long. The record is from RefSeq and is a predicted model, not a curated record. Lineage: Eukaryota; Viridiplantae; Streptophyta; Magnoliopsida; Malpighiales; Euphorbiaceae.